AUGGAGGGUAUCGUCUCUGUGCCCAAUGCCUUCGCCCCUACCUCUUGGGCCCCCUCUCCCCUGUCAAAGCCUCUGGCCUACAGCAGCAGCAGCAGCAGCACACACGGAAGUAUGCUUGCAGGGGGGGCUAAGUCUUACAUGGGUGUUGCUGCUGAAUACAUGCAGCAGCAGCAGCAGCGGCUCGGACCAGCAAUUACAGGAGACACAGGAGGCAGCAGCACAAGAGCACCCUACAGCUGCUGCUUCUCCCCCUCUCCUCCAGCAGACUUCGAUGAUGGCAGAGCUGCUGCUACUCCUGCUGCUGCUGCUGCUGCUGCUACUGCUGCUGCUGCCUCGCCAAGUCAAUACAAGCUGCAGCAACAACCACAUUACGGCACACAGUGGACGACGCUGCAGCAGCAACAGCUCCAGCUGCAGCAGCAGCAGCAACUGUUGCACCUGCAGCACCAGCAGCAGCAGCAGCAGCACCUCGUUCAGAAUAUAAGGGAGAUAAGCCCGCUGCAGCACGAAGCAUACGAGUCAAGAGGGCAGCAGCAGCAGCAGCAGCAGCAGUACGAACAGGUGUACGGAGACAUCCCGCUGUCAGAUCUGCCCAGCCUUGGUGGGGAGACACCAGAGCAGCAUACCUUGGAGCAGCAGCAGCAGCAGCAGCAGCAGCAGUCCCUAGGGGUCUCGAAUGCAGCUAAUGAGGCCCUUUGCCGAGACUCGCUGCAGCUUCAUUCCCUCUUUAGCAACUGUGCUGCCAGCAGCAGCAGUCUCUCGGACCAGCAGCAGCAGCAGCAGAUGUUGCAGGAGCAGCAGCAGCAGAUGUUGCAAGAGCAGCAGCAGCAGAUGUUGCAGGAGCAGCAGCAGCAGAUGUUGCAGGAGCAGCAGCAGCAGAUGUUGCUGCUGCAGCAGCAGCAGAUGCUGCAGCAGCAGCAGCAGCAGAUGUUGCAGCAGCAGCAGGAUUCUGAAGGAGAUGAUUGUUUGCCCACCGAAUUUCUUUGCGAGCCGCGCAUAGUUGAGAAGGUCGUAGAGAUCCCCCGCAUUGAAGUUAUAGAGAAGGAGACAGAAGUCCCUCAAAUAUACUUCAAGGAGAAAAUCGUAGAAGUGCCGCACAUCGUCAAAAAAGAAAAAAUUGUCCAAGUGCCCAAAUUCAUACUUCAGGUCAAUUAA
This is a messenger RNA of Eimeria acervulina, 1155 nucleotides long. RefSeq lists its product as hypothetical. Lineage: Eukaryota; Apicomplexa; Conoidasida; Eucoccidiorida; Eimeriidae. Bases 1 to 1155 code for a protein of 384 amino acids. The record is from RefSeq and is a predicted model, not a curated record. The transcript has 2 exons.